CUUAUUCGAGCCAUCAGAGCAGCUCGUACUGCAGCAGACGAGCGUGCUGUUAUUUCAAAAGAAUGUGCCCAAAUACGGGAUAUAUUUAGUGAAGAGGACAAUGACUUUAGGUCCAGAGCAGUGGCCAAGCUUUUAUACAUUCAUAUGCUCGGUUACCCGGCACAUUUUGGACAGUUGGAAUGUUUGAAACUGAUCGCAUCCCCAAAGUUUACGGACAAGAGAGUCGGUUAUCUUGGUGCUAUGAUGUUGUUGGAUGAAAGACAGGAUGUUCACUUACUUAUAACGAAUUCCUUAAAAAAUGAUUUGAAUCACAACAGUCAAUUCAUCAUUGGACUGGCAUUAAGCACACUGGGAAGUAUCUGCUCUCAAGAAAUGAGUCGAUUUGGCAGUUUUCCCAAAUCCUUGAUUAAAAAUUGUGUGUAUGUAUGUGUUAUGCCAAGUUCAUAUUUCAUUUCUCUCCAGGCUGCUUUAUGUGCUGUUCGAAUUAUUCGUAAGGUACCAGACUUGAUGGAAAUUUUUGUCCCAAUAACGAGGUCACUUUUGAAUGAGAAAAACCACGGCAUUCUCCUGACUGCCACUUGUCUCAUUACCGAGAUGUGCGAACUUAAUCCAGAGAUCGUGGCGCAUUUUAGAAAACACGUGUCGACUUUGGUGAAGAUUCUCAAGAACCUAAUCAUGUCUGGUUAUUCACCUGAGCACGAUGUCUCAGGCAUCAGCGAUCCCUUUCUUCAGAUUCACGUCAUCCGUUUGUUGCGUAUUCUUGGGAGGAACGACGAAGAAGCAAGCGAUACGAUGAAUGAUGUACUUGCACAGGUGGCAACGAAUACGGAGACAAGUAAAAACGUCGGCAAUGCUAUUUUAUAUGAAACUGUUUUGGCCAUUAUGGAUAUCAAAUCAGAAAGCGGUUUACGAGUCUUGGCUGUUAAUAUCUUAGGAAGAUUUUUGUUGAAUAAUGACAAGAACAUUCGCUAUGUCGCCCUCAAUACUUUGUUAAAAACUGUCAGCGCCGACUAUCAAGCUGUCCAGCGUCAUCGCAGUACCAUUUUGGACUGUCUAAAGGAUCCUGAUAUUUCUAUACAAAGGCGCGCAGUGGAACUUUCGUUUGCUUUGAUAAACUCCAAUAAUAUACGUGGCAUGGUGAAGGAACUUUUGGCUUUUCUCAAUAACGUUGAUCCUGAUUUGAAAUCAUACAUAACAUCGAAUAUCUUCCAAGUUGCUGAGAAACAUGCUCCCAAUAAAAGGUGGCACAUUGAUAUAAUGAUGAAAGUUUUAACUACAGCUGGAAACUAUGUUCGUGAUGAUACAGUUCCAAGUCUUAUUCAUAUGGUUGCGUCAAGUGAUACUUUACAAGCUUAUGCUGUUCAGCAACUAUUCACUGCCAUUCAAGAUGAUAUUAGUCAGCAAUCAUUAGUACAAGUUGCUGCAUGGUGUACCGGAGAGUUUGGUGAACUUUUGUUUAAAGAUAUUGACGAAGAUGAAUCCCUGAAUGUGACCGAGAACGAUGUCGUGGAUAUUCUUGAAGGAAUGUUGGCGAGCAAUCAAUUGAAUCAAGUCUCAAAAGAAUAUUCCUUGAAUGCGCUAAUGAAACUGAGUACAAGAUUUACAUCAAAUCUUGAUGCGAUAAAAAAAUUGAUUCACCGUUUCUCUGAUAACAUGGACGUCGAGCUUCAACAAAGAUCUGUUGAAUAUGUGAAACUGUUUAAAAACUACGAUGAAAUGAGGAUCGGUCUGUUAGAGAAUACCCGUAUUGGAUACGAAGAAUGGAACCACGAGGAACAACCUGUUCCUGAACAGAAGCAAAAUAAACCAACAGAGUCCACCACGCUUCUCGAUCUUCUUGGCGACACGUCAUCUGCGCCUGCCCCAUCAACCCAACCGCAGGCAUCCCAACCGCCAGCAUCCCUACCUCAACCCACUCCCCCCUCCACCAAUGGUAGCAAUCUUCUAGACCUGCUAGGUGAUCUUGACAUGAAUGUCACAAAUUCAGCACCACCACCUUCGAUGAACUCAGUCCCUCCAGCUGCACCUAAUACCAUGGUUAAUUUGUUGGAUGGUCUUUCCUCAAAUCCACCCCCCGUGGUACAGCAAGAUUACACAAAUAAUCUCAUACCUUCGUUCAACCAACCGUUGGCCGCGCAGCAAGGUAUUCCGUCGUUAAUAGCGUACGAUAAAAAUGGAAUCAAAAUCGACUUCAGCUUUCAAAAAGUUGAAAAUAAUCCUGCCAAUAUUGUGGAUAUUUCAUUAAACGUAACCAACGCUAUGGCCGUUCCUGUCACUGAUUUUGUAUUUCAAGCAGCAGUACCUAAGACCCUACAGCUUCAACUUCAGAGUCCAUCUGGGAAUACAAUUCCACCAAAUAAUUCUGGACAAAUAACGCAACUGGUUAAAGUUGCCAAUCCACAGAAGGCGCCGUUACGUAUGCGAAUCAAAGUGAAUUACGUCAUCAACGGCUCGCCAGUCUCCGAUCAAGCCGAGAUUAACAAUUUUCCUCAACUCUGACAAAUCAUGGAUCAUAUAAUCUGCUUCAUUAUUUCAUAAAACGAUUUUGGAGUAUUUGACAAAUAUUUCUACGCGAAACAUGCGUGUCAGUAUUCAGUCGUGUUUAAUGCAAAUGCUUUUUGAAAUUCGUGUGGCAUUUGUAUACAAAACUACGUGAAUUAUUAUCAAGAGGUUUUUCAUUCACUUACAACCGCCAAUAUAUUGAUUUUGAUUUUAUCGGA
Messenger RNA from Xenia sp. Carnegie-2017, 2720 nucleotides. RefSeq names its product AP-1 complex subunit gamma-1-like. Gene Ontology annotation, cellular component: Golgi apparatus; AP-1 adaptor complex; membrane coat. Gene Ontology annotation, molecular function: clathrin-cargo adaptor activity. Gene Ontology annotation, biological process: receptor-mediated endocytosis; Golgi to vacuole transport; intracellular protein transport. The record is from RefSeq and is a predicted model, not a curated record. NCBI's taxonomy places the organism in Eukaryota, Metazoa, Cnidaria, Anthozoa, Malacalcyonacea, Xeniidae.